This is a messenger RNA of Durusdinium trenchii, 1458 nucleotides long. The record is from the annotation of a GenBank genome assembly. Lineage: Eukaryota; Dinophyceae; Suessiales; Symbiodiniaceae.
AUGCGUCGAUUGCAGCGUGGCCACCCCAUGGGUGUUUACCCGUUGGGAAACGCCCUCUUCGAUGAAGCAGCGACGCGCCGUCGCAGCGAGGGCUUGGGCGACUUCCAACGUUUGGGCGACGAGCGAGUGCUGCAGCUGUUGCGCAGCCUCGAUGCCAAGGCCUUGGGCCGUUGCAGCGCAGCUAGCAGCAUGCUGAGAGGCUUCACCGCUUCAGAAGAGCUGUGGCAAGUGCUGGGGAUGGCGUUGCUGUUGAAGGCAGGUGAGGGAAGAGCUGGGAAGAGCCGCGACGGCCUGAAAGGCGGACAUCAGUUACAUUGGGGAGGGAACAGCUGGCGAGAAGCUUAUAUUUGCAGCAUGGGUUCGACACCAGCGCAGGGCAAAAUGGCCCGUGUUUACAGCGACGUGUUGUAUCGUAGUUUCUAUUAUGCUGCCACAGAGUUGGAUCCUGCUUGGCUGGCGACUGAAAACCUGGAGAGGGUCUCCAACCUUUCCACGCAGGACUUCCUGGAACGCUUUGAAGAACGGAGCUGUCCGGUGAUCGUCUCUGGUUGCGUGAAGCAUUGGCCUGCCUUGAGCCGAUGGUCCGAAGAAUCCUUGGUCCGGCGAUUUGGGGAGAUCCCUUUCGCAGCAGGGCCCGUGGACUUCCCUUUGAAGCUCUUCUAUUCUUAUGCCCAUCAGAACAUGGAUGAUGUGCCCAUGUUCAUUUUCGACAAGUAUUUUGCCACACGCGCGCCGGAGCUUCUGGAUGACUAUGAGGUUCCGAGCAUCUUUCGAGGACGGGAUUUGUUCAACUUCUUGGGAGAUGAGAAGCGUCCCGAUUUCCGUUGGCUUCUCAUUGGCAACAAGCGCAGUGGAUCCAAAUGGCAUUUGGACCCGAACAAGACCUGUGCAUGGAAUGCUGUGGUGCGCGGCCGCAAGCGAUGGCUGUUGCUUCCACCAGGUUGCCCGCCACCGGGAGUGCAUCCGUCCAAAGAUGGCGCUGAGGUCACUCAGCCGGUGAGCUUGCUGGAGUGGUUCAGCAACUUCUACGACGAGUUGAAACGUCACGUGGACUUGAAUCCUGCAUGGGAUCUCAAGGAGGGCACCUGUGGUCCAGGAGAUCUCGUCUUCAUUCCCAGUGGCUGGUGGCACUGUGUGCUGAAUCUGGACGAUGACACAAUUGCCGUGACCCAAAACUAUGCAUCCGAGACCCAUGUCUCCUCCGUGCGGCGAUUCCUCUCAGAGCACCGGGAUCAGGUGAGCGGCACGGCGGAGCGUGACACCUUGGCAGAACGCUUCGACGAGGCGCUGACUCGUCACCGGCCUGAUUUGCUCUUUGCAAGCGACAAGGUCCAGAAGCCAGAGGCAACAGCAGCUCCGGCGCAGAAUUUUUCCUUCUGGGACCAUUUGAGAUCCACCGGGAAGUCUCUGUGCUUCGAAACUCCUGAGGAGCCGCUGAGCAAAAAACAACGUAUGUAG